CUCCCUCUCCCGCGUCUUGCAAUGAAGUCCCUCUUCGUUUUCGCAAUCCUUGGCGUCGUUGUGGCCGACCGCCGCAACGGAUUCAACGGAAAUGGUAACGGUUAUGGAGCACCUCCGCCUCCUAGCAACGGAUAUGGUACACCCACUAACGGAUUCAACGGAAAUGGAAACGGUAACGGCUACGGAGCACCUCCGCCUCCCAGUUAUGCAACUCCCAGAAACACCUAUGGCACGCCCAACGGUGCCUACGGAGUAGACCCUGAGAUUGCCGCUUUGGCCGAGAACAUUCCUGGGGGCGGCGUCCCCGGCGAGGACUACCCCAUCUUGGCUUCUGUGCCCGACACCGGCUUCUCGUGCGAUGCCCAGGCGGUGCAAGGUUAUUACGCCGACACUGCGCCUGAAGCCGGCUGCCAGGUGUUCCAUAUCUGCCAGGACCGUGCCCUCAGGCGCCAACAGGACUCGUUCCUGUGCCCCAAAGGUACCAUCUUCAACCAGCAGUACCUGGUAUGUGACUGGUGGUUCAACGUGGACUGUUCUCAAGCUGAGAGCUUCUACUCCGUCAACGAACUCAUCGGAGUCCUUCCCGACGCCGGAUACGCCUAUGGACCCCCCACCAACGGUAAUGGUAACGGUUAUGGCUCUAACGGCAACGGUAGGAACGGAAACGGGAGGAAUGGAAGCAAUGGAUACGGCUCCAACGGAAACGGAGGCAGCAACGGCAACGGCUACGGUGCCCCCACUACUUCAAGCAAUGCCUAUGGUGCCCCAACUGCCCCAUCCAACUCCUAUGGAACUCCUUUCUAAGCUGAAUUUGAAGGAUCUCAUAUUAAUAUACUUAAUAUAAACUAGACUUUAUAGGGACAUAACCUGUAUUCUUAGUAUCUGUUGUUCAUUAUUUCACUCUCCAUCUAUCUAGUUGUCACUGUUUCCUAUACAAAGGAUUUGAUUUACGCGCUUAAUCUGUCGACACAAGAAUUUGUAAAUAUCUAUAUUUUGAAAUAAAAUAAGAAUCAUU
Molecule: messenger RNA, 1015 nt
Organism: Penaeus monodon (black tiger shrimp)
Lineage: Eukaryota; Metazoa; Arthropoda; Malacostraca; Decapoda; Penaeidae
Product: pro-resilin-like
Exons: 2
Coding region: 22-804 (260 amino acids)
Cellular component (GO): extracellular region
Molecular function (GO): chitin binding
Source: RefSeq, a predicted model, not a curated record